This is a messenger RNA of Adineta steineri, 2532 nucleotides long. The record is from the annotation of a GenBank genome assembly. NCBI's taxonomy places the organism in Eukaryota, Metazoa, Rotifera, Eurotatoria, Adinetida, Adinetidae.
AUGCAUUCAUCUAUAACAACGCAUAACGUUGAGAUAAAUGAUGAAAUUACUAAAAUGAAUGUCUAUGAUGAUAAUGGAUAUUUACCUAUUCACCGAGCAACUUUUAAUGGACUUGAAGUAAUUAUUAAAGGAAUCUUAGAAGAUGCUGAAAAACAUAAUGAACUUAAUUCACAAUUAGAAGCAACAACACAUGAUAUUGAUGAAUUUACUCCAUUACUCUUAGCAACUGCAGCUGGUCGAUUAGAAACUAUUGCUUGUUUUCUUGAAUAUCCGGUGAAUAUAAAUGUAAUUGAUGCUCGCGGUCACGAUAUGGCUGCGAUUGCUGCACUAUCACAAAAUGAACGUACAUUUCGUUAUAUUAUUGAUCAUCCUAUUAUAACUAAUCAAUAUAAUGCUUGGAAAUCUUUAUUUAAAUUAAUUAUAUCGAUUAAAGAUGAAGAAAGUAUUAUUUGUGGUCGUAUGCUUGAAUUAUUAAUUCGUCGAGAAUUAAAUAGUUCUUCAAUAAGUCCAUAUUGGACUCCUAUGCUUGAAAAUGGUCUAUUAAAAACAUUAAUUCAAUUAUUUUCUUUUACAAAAAAUGAUGAUAUACUUUUAAAUACUUGUAUUUUAUUAUUCAAUGUAAUUACUGAAGUACCAAUAAUAAAAAGUGAUUUUAAAACAUUAGAUAAUCCAUUUAGUGCCAUAUUAAAACAUACACGUUCAAAAAAUGAUCAAAUUUUAAUAUUAAUCGGUCGUAUAUUAUAUUCUCUUAGUACAGAUAAAUCAUUAAUUGAUUCAAUGGUUGAACAAGGACUUAUGGAAUCAUUAUUAAAACUUAUUACAAAUCAACAUUCAUCACAAAUCAUUUGUUCAUAUUUUGAUUGUUUAUCAAAUAUUAUAUCAUAUUCAUUUCUAUAUCAACAAAAAAUUUCAAAUGCAAAAGAUUUUCUUUUAUUACUUGUUAAUGUUUAUUUAGAAGAUUUUGAUUUAAAUUUAUCAUUAUCAGUUAUACGUUUUAUUCGUCAUUUAGUUAAAAAUAAUGAAUCGAUUCAAAAUGUUCUUGCACAUUAUGGUGUAUGUGAACAUUUACUUGGUGCAUUAACAGUAUCAUCAAAAGAAUUACAACAAGCAUCUAUUGAAGCUAUACAAGCAUUAAGUUAUAAAAAUCAACAAGUACAACAAAUUUUAUUACGUGAAAAUGCUAUUGAACAAUUAUUAAAUUUAUUAGAUAAAACAAAUAUGUCAAAUUUACAAAUUGUUAUUGUUUGUACAUUAUGGACAUUAUGUGAAACAAGUUCAACACGUAAACGUGAAGUAGCAACAAAAAUUGGUGUUAGGAAAUUAAUUAGUUUCUAUAUGAUUAAAUCUGAUGAACAUUUAUUACCUAUAACAGAUGCACUUUAUGAAUUAACUCAAGGUGCACCAACAAUUAAAAUGAAUACACAAGAAGAAAUAAGUCGUGCACAAGGAAUUCCUUAUCUUAUUCGUCUUCUUAAAUUAAAUGAUGAAAUGCUUGUUUUAAGUGUUUUAAAAACUUUACAAUUAAUAUGUUGUGCGCCAGGUUUUGUUGCAAAUCGAACGAAUCAAGAAAUUAUUCUUAAUAAUGAUGGUAUUAAAUUAGUUGUCGCAUUAACAAUGCAUGCAAAAAAUGAAAUUGUUCAAGUUGAAGCAGCUCAAUGUUUAGCUUGUAUUGCUUUGACUAAUAAUGAAUGUUCAACAGUUAUUGAAAAUACAUUAGAUUUUUCUUAUUUACAUAUUAUUUAUCUAACACAAUCAACUAAUACUGAUGUACAAUUAAAAGCAUCAAAUGCUUUAGCAACAUUUAUAUACAAUAAUUCUCAUAUACAAUCACAUCUUAGUAAACAUUAUCAACUUUCAUUUGAUUAUUUUGAAAAAUUUCUUCAAACAAAUGAUGAUUAUAUACGAUGUACAGCUGCAUUUCAAAUUGUUGUUUUAUCGAAUUUAAUUUUUGAACAAAAACGAUCAGUUAAUAUAGCUAUUGGAUGUGGAAUUCUUAUUGAUCUACUUCGAUUAUCUGAAAUAGAUAAAAUUAAAUCAUUAGCUGCUGAAUGUUUAGCUAGACUUGCACAUAUGAAAUCAGGUUCGGAAAUACAUAAACAUACCGGUGUACCACAAUCAUUAAUAGCAGUUGAUGCAAUAGAUUAUUUAUGUAAUUUAUUUUCGUCUCCAAAUGAUAUUACUAUUGGUAAUGCAUCAGUUGCACUUGGAUUUUUAACUUAUAUUCCAGAAGGACGAAGGAAACUGUUGAAUAGAUGUCGAAGUGAACCGGAUAUUAUGGGCUUUCUGAAAGUAUACAACUGUUUAGCUAGUUUACCACCACGUCUUUCAUCAUAUUUUAUUGAAGAUUGGGAACGGUAUCAUACAUUAAAAUUACCUAAAUUACGAUCUCGAGGAUCAAAUAUUCGAUAUUUUCGAGUUAUUUCAAAUAGUAUCGAACGAGUACGAGUAGCACCUUCAUCAAGCCAUGAUAAAGAACAAACAUCAUCAAUAGCAACUAAAUUUUAUACACCAUCUAUCCGUUUAAAGAUUUAA